UUCAUCAUGGUCGCCCCUACAGAUAUCACGAUGGCCAGAUACUGUCAAAAGUCGUAAUUUACCUAGAAUUAAGUCAAUUAAUUAGAGAAGAUGAGUGAUUGCACGUCAAAAAUGAAAGAAUAGAGUUCCAAAUCUCUAUGUGAAUUGAUAACUUAAAAUAAUUUCAUAUUCAUAGAAGGAAUAAUAAUCAUGGCCCAGUGCAAGUUAACCCCACAAGAGUUUAUCACUAACAGUUUUUCACCUCAGAUUGCUGCCGUUUGUUCAACUGCUGCAGAAAAUACUUGUCAAAAAAAUAAUUUGACAUUUAUAGAACUGCUACAACCGUUUUGUAAACUCAAUGCUGAAGGGCACAUCAAAGAUCCACAAGGGGCGGCUGUCACAGUUCGUAACCUUCGUUUAUCAGUCCAAGAUGUAAACGUACGUCCACCACAGCCUACUUUGGCUCGAAAAAUGCUUAAUGAGUCCGUCAGCUCGUCACCAUGUGAACGAACAACAAUUGUGCAAAUUGGGACAACUAACUUGGAGAUUCCUAUGUCCGUCCCAUGGUUUGAGUCCUGGAGAGAGAUGCUUUUGGCUGUACAGUUUCCAUCUGAUCACGAAUUUACUAAACAUUUUCUGGCAUGCAUGAUCAUUGUUUCGACCGCGGAUGAUAAUCCAUUGGAAAAGAUUCAGCAUAUGGGUGCGCAGCUGAAUCAGAGUGUACCUGGAAAACUGCCAAAAUGGUUCAACAAUAAUGCUUUGAGAUAUUAUAUAUUGAUUCAUGAUACUUUUCAAGAUGAUAAAAAUAAGGCAGAAACAGUGUACACAGAUAUGAAGAAUAUUUAUGGACCCAACAAUUGUUUCUUAUUACAAAUGAACUCAAGACCACCAGGUCCAUCGGACGAUACUACACAUUUACCAGAUCCUUGGUGUCAAUUCUUAAGUAAACAUUCAGACUUAUCAGAAAGCAGCGAGCAAAGUAGCUCUCCUAGAACACCAGCAGAUACCAGUGGAGUAUCUGCAAUGCCUAGUCAGGUUACGACUGAACCAGACAGAACAAGUCUGGCUGGCACCCCAAUAGCGCCACGUAAUCCAAUGUUGGGUUCUCCCGAUGUAUGUGAUACAAUAAGCCUUUCAUCAGAGACCGCCGAAUCUACGAUUGGUCCACUUGAAGUUGGACAGGAAGCAGUCCCCGUUACGACUCAUCCAUUGAGUCCAGAGAAUGAGAAAUCCUCGUACAAUUUUGUACCAUCAGUAACCCUGAAAAAUCAAAUAGAAAAUAAUACUCCAAUUAAUGAUAACGUUUGGGCAGAUUCACCUAGUCAGCCAACCAUUCAACAUGGUAUAAGAUUAUCCUCCCAGGAUUUAGAGAGAUUGCGAACAUUGAUUACAGAAUUUUGUUUGAAAAGUUUACUACCAUAUGUGGAAAAACAAAUUGGUCUGCUCAAUGACGUUAUUUCCAAUAAGAAAGGCGUUAGUAGGUCCUUAUUUAGUGCCACAAAACGUUGGUUUGUUACUAACAAGCCCGGCGCACCUGGGACUGCCCCAGCAAAUGCAGUGAUCUACACUGCUGAAUCCCCGGAACUUCAACUCCGGAGAUUAGGAGACCUUUGCUUCAUGUUUGGCCACUACUCUCUUGCCUACCAAGCUUAUCACAGUGCAAAGCGCGACUUUGCAGCUGACCAAGCGUGGCUGUAUUAUGCAGGUGCUUUAGAAAUGGCUGCAUUAAGUGCUUUCAUGCAAGGCGAAAUGACUAGGAAGUCAAUUGAGUAUAUGGAUGAUUCAAUUUCAACGUACUUGAACAGUUGUAAAGUACCACAAUUUGCGACCAGAGCUACUUUGUUGAGUGCCGAAUGCCUUAAAGGUCGUGGCUUGUAUGGUGAAGCUGCGAAACAAUUGAUCCGUAUGACUAGUGAAGACUCAGACUUGAGAUCAGCUGUUCUUUUAGAACAGGCUGCAUACUGCUUUAUUGGGUCAAAAAUGAUGCGCAAAUAUGCAUUCCAUAUUGUAUUGGCUGGACAUCGGUAUUCCAAAGCUGGACAAAGGAAACAUUCUUUGAGAUGUUAUCAGCAGGCCUACCAGGUGUACAAUAAUCGGGGCUGGUCAUUAGCUGAAGAUCAUAUACAUUUUACAAUUGGUAGGCAAGCUGCAUCAUUGAAACUAGUCAAAGAUGCUGCUAAAGCUUUUGAAAAGUUACUUAAUGCUUCUAGCAAACAGCCAGCACCUCAACAGGCAGCUUUCCUCAGAGAAUUUCUUCAUAUUCACAACCUACUAUUCAAGGAGGAAAUUAGAGAAUCGAUGGUUGUACCGAUUCUACCCUUGCCACUGAUUAAUUCGAAUGAAAUUAAGGUAUUAUUUGGCCCAUUGUCGAAAUCUGAGAAAGACACCAUUCCAGCAAGCCAUGUUUCCUUCGAUAGUCAAGAUGUAGAGGACGUUCGAUGGUCGAAACUGGAGGAAAUACUAAUAACAGAAGUUUUAGGGUCUGUGCCAAUGAUAUUCAAACCAACUGUUGUUUUAUACUCUGACAAAAGCAACAAUUCUACGAAGCCAAAUGCGGUUCUGAACGAACCCGUACACUACUCCAUAGAGCUGCAUAAUCCAUUACACAUACCACUACCAUUAUCUAAAGUAAAGUUAUUGUGGUCUUUCAUAAAUCAUAAAUGUGAAGAAGACUUUAAAAAUGAAGGAAGCGCUAAAUCAACUUCAGAUCUACAACACAGUAAUAAAGAAUUUGAAACACAAUCAGCGCCGGUAGAAAGUCAUACUAUCGAAGCAAUUGUGUUGCAGCCAAAUUGUAAACAAAGGAUCGUCCUGUCUAUAACUCCGAGAAAAAUUGGAGAAAUUAAAGUAUUGGGAGUGAGCUACAAUUUAUCUAAUCCUAAUCAAGCCGUUGCUGAUCAACCGAUAGUCAAUCCAUGUAUUAGUAUAGCUGGUAAAAGGCUGUUCGAACUACAAGGGCCAAAGUUGAAAAAUGUUAAGGAAAAACCAGGAGCAAAAUUGUACGGAGAAGACUACAGAUUGGAAAUGAAUGUUGUUAACAGCGCUCCAUUUGCGCAAUUGUCAUUCAGUAAGUUAUCAACUGAGAUGUUGUGUGGUGAAAUGCAAAGGGUUGAAGUUACUCUAAAAAAUAUUGGCAAUUCACCUCUGACAAACAUUCACAUCGGUUCUACAAAUCCCAAACUAUUCUCCUUGGAGAAUCAUCCAAUUGCCUCUAAUAACGCGAAAGCGAGUCUUAUAACAAAAAUACAUCUGCCACCAUCAACCAAUGGAGUUUUAAAUGUCGGAGAAACGUACACGAUGCCGUUAUGGGUACGAGCACCACACGAGAAGGGGAGUCACCGGCUGGAUUUGUUAUUCUAUUAUGAGAAUUCAAAGCCUAAAAGUACUCCAAAGUAUAGACUAACUCGGCAUACAUGGCAUCUAACAGUUUUAAAUUCACUUCAAAUAUCAGCAACUGUUCGUCAAAGUGCAGUAGUUAACAAAGAAACGCUUCCUACCUUGAAUUUGAUUGUACAAGUCAAAAAUACAAAUCAAGUUCAUGAUCCGUUUAUGAAUGAGAUAGCCCUUAGUAAAGUAUCUUUCAAAAGUAAUUUAUGGACACUAGCAGAGUCGACAGUCUUACCAAUGAACAUGAAAAUACAGCCUCAAGAAAUAUCACAUUUUUUCUUGAAGUUGUGUAGAAGAAAAGAGAAUGCGCCUGAAUUCUCAGACGUCUCAUUAAUAACUGACAAAUCUUCUGAGUCAGUUAUGGAUUCGCCGUACAUAGAUUUUAUUCAGCGAAGAAAUAUUAGACCAUUGAAUUGGAGUGAAGCACAAAAUGAAACACAGCACCAGCAACAAGUUCAGGUACCUGAAAAAUCCCCUUUUGCUGAUUGUAUGACUGUGGAUUCAACAAUAAUCUUGCGAUGGAGUGCAAGUAUAACAGAAGGAGGAGCUUUAACCAGACAUGUAAUUGGUCAGCAUCACAUGGACCUAGAUGUUUUAAAUAAGACCUAUAAGCAUCCGGAAGAACCGAAAACAGAACAAGACGAAUAUGGUGGUCACCUUAGAAUUUUCGGACCAGACAGAAAUGUACCUGAUUCAACGACUAUUACAAGGAAAGAUGAUUUCACUGAGCUGGAGUUACAGCAAAGCUUAGUCAUUUUUGCACUGCAUCAUGUUCGACAAGCUGCACAUAACUUUAAACUAAGUCGGUUGUGCGUUGUACCAGUACAGCUCCGUUUGCAAAACAAUUCAGGAACUGCAGUUGACGUGAAAAUUGCUACAGUUGGAACAAGCAGCCAAUCUCAAUUACCUAGUAUAAAGUCCCAACUGUACUCGCCGCAGGGGUCUACUUCUUUUAGAUAUAUAUCUCAUACAGCUGUUAAUUGUCAGCUGGAACCACAUGGCUGUCACUCAGCUACGCUGCAGGCAUUAAUAACAUCCCCUGGGACCUAUGAUUUGACAUCCAGAAUCGAGGUAUCUGUAAAAGUUGUAAGUAGUAGAGAAUUUAUACUCCAAAAAUGGAGACUAGAAAGUGUAUGUAUUGUCAGUGACGAUAGUUUGUAAAAAAAUGUCAUCAAAUUCAAAAAUUGUUUCCAUUGAAUAAUAAUCAGUUCAAACUUAGCAAUAUUUAUUUGUAAUCAAACAAAUCUAGAAUUAAACCAGACGCUUCAAGCCUGGUUUUGAUUUACUAGCUUAGCCAUUCCAUCCGUUCUAACACUUAGCUGUCAACCAAUUGAGGACAGAUAUCUGCUAGCUAUGAACUUGUAACCGUAAUUAGAAUGUUAUUCAUCCAUGAAAUUCGGAUAAUAUACGAAAAUUUGCUUUGCUUAGACACAAAACUACAAAUUGUUACUCUCGAUUCACACACGCAAGUAAUGGUGAAUACUUCUUCUAGAACAUCCUUGUGCAUCCCGGUAGGGUCAGUAGAUAUGUUGCUGUUCAAACAUGAAAUUUGCUGAUAAUUUUGACAUAAUACACGUUAAAAAAAUAUUUUGCAUACCGGAAUAGCAUGUAGAAUUGACCGGCACUAUGAUUAUGGAAAUACUAUCACCCGCAAUUGAUAACCCAGUAAAGUUAAUCAAUUAAUUUCAUAAUUGGAUGGAAAUUUUUUUUACAUCCGUACACUGUUUGCACCAUUCUGUGUUGAGGGUUAAGGGUAAAUAAAUUGUCAAUAUACGCUCUAUUAGACCAGAUGUAUCUUCCUGUAGAGUUGAACAAUGAAAGGAUUAAACUAUUCAUUCACCAUUGUUGAGAUUUUGUAUCUGAUUUCAUCAUGUAAUUGUUUGUUUCAAGAAACAUUGAUGAAACAUGAUUCAACUUUAUGGUAUUAUAGUAUAGCAUACACACAUAUUGUAGACAAUAGAGUUAACAAUAAGUAGGUAAGCUGUUCUCCAGGAUUAUUAAUUAGCCGAGAAAGCUCAAAUAUUUGACCUAUAGAAUAAAUGACAAAAAAAAUUUUAAUUCAUUGUACAUGAAUACGUCAUAUCAUCAUAAAAUCAGAUGAUAUUUUAACAAAUUUUAAUUAUUCUACUUCAUUUAAGGUGCUUAUGGUAUACUUUAACCGGAUGUACAUUCUAUAGAUGCAACUUAAACUACGAAUAAAUAAUAUAUUACCACUGUAAAUAUUAUUGCAUAUAAGUAAUUGAUUAACGCGAAUAAAAAUAUUUAUUGGAUGUUACAUUUUUAAUUUCAAUCUAACAGUCUUUAUGUUUGAUCAGUAGAUACGUAUAACAUAUUUUUUUUGGUUUUCGAGAAAAGUUACUUUGUUACACGCAACAGUUUUGUAUACAAGUUAGAGCCGAUAGAUUGUGCCUAUUUCAGAAUAACACAGAACUCAACUAAGUAUUUUAUAGAUUGAAUUUACUUUUAGAUUGAAAAUGAAAUCCACUUAGAUAGUAUACAUCUGUUUUUCUAAUGCGGUGUAUAGCGGUUUUGAAAAAAGUCUCAUAAAACCAUUGACAUAGAUGAUAGAAAACUAAGAAUGUAACACCAUUUGUUAACUAAACUAAUUAAUCUCAUAAGUGAAAAUUGUAAAAGGUCCCCAAUAUCCUUAUGUUGGAUUUAUAUAUUCCGAUUACAUAAAUUUAUAACUAUAAAUAAUGUAAUAAAAAUACUUAUUAUACAGUU
Messenger RNA from Diprion similis, 6090 nucleotides. RefSeq names its product trafficking protein particle complex subunit 8 (gene l(3)76BDm). The transcript has 10 exons. Gene Ontology annotation, molecular function: protein binding. Gene Ontology annotation, cellular component: TRAPPIII protein complex; phagophore assembly site; cytoplasmic vesicle. NCBI's taxonomy places the organism in Eukaryota, Metazoa, Arthropoda, Insecta, Hymenoptera, Diprionidae. The record is from RefSeq and is a predicted model, not a curated record. Bases 190 to 4527 code for a protein of 1445 amino acids. Gene Ontology annotation, biological process: protein localization to phagophore assembly site; endoplasmic reticulum to Golgi vesicle-mediated transport.